CACCAAGGACUCUAACUAUAACAACAAAUGAUACAUAACUAUAAAACGUUAGAGAGCAUCCACACUAGAGAAACGUUGAUCGUUCUACACCGAUCAAUCCACCGGUCAACGCAUCCUACUGCACGCUAAAAGGCCUAUUAAUAAAUCGAUUUUAAGCAUUUUAAGCAAUGGAUUCCACAAACUAUAUCUCCAUACUGCACGAGUAUGCUCAGAGACAACGUCAGAUCUCUGACAUCAAGUUUGAGGAGGUUAGAACAGAAGGACCGGAUCACCUGAAAACCUUCACUCUGAGGGUGGUGAUUAAAGGCCAUGCCUAUCCUAACGGGGUUGGGAAGAACAAGAAAGAGGCCAAACAGAAUGCUGCUAAACAUGCUCUGGCUGGCAUGAUGGAGACGACAGAGCAGAAGGAUAAACAUGCUCUGGCUGGCGUGACGGAGACGACAGAGCAGAAGGAUAAACAUGCUCUGGCUGGCGUGAUGGAGACGACAGAGCAGAAGGAUAAACAUGCUCUGGCUGGCGUGAUGGAGACGACAGAGCAGAAGGAUAAACAUGCUCUGACUGGCGUGAUGGAGAUGACAGAGCAGAAGGAUAAACAUGCUCUGGCUGGCGUGAUGGAGACGACAGAGCAGAAGGAUAAACAUGCUCUGGCUGGCGUGACGGAGACGACAGAGCAGAAGGAUGCAUCGGUUUCAUGUUCUCCGUCACCGGCUCAGUCUCCAGCCCCUCCUGUCCGAGCAGUUAUCUCCCAGCCCAACUACGUGUGCUGGCUGAAUGAACACAGCCAGAAGAACAAGCUGUCUCUAAAGGCUUUGGAGGAAACGCGUGUUGGACCCAACAACACCUCACAAUGCUGUAGGUAUGUGGUAGGUAAGAAAGAAUACCCAGAGGGAUUUGGGAACACGAAGAAGGAGGCUAAGGAGGAAGCAGCAAUGCAGGUCUAUCUGGAGUUAUGUGGCCGUAGUCAGACUACAGGGACUGCAGAUGAAAACUGCAAUGGCACCACUGGAAAACACAAGGAGGAAUUAAAUCCAAAGGUUGUGGUCCUCAGUGAGAAGGUUGAACACAUGAACAUGAGCCCAGAACAGAAUGUUCCAGAACGAUACAGCUUCAUUACAACAGAGACCAACUUCAUAGGUAUACUCAACCACUACUGUCAGAAAACCAAACGGUUUCUUGACUUUAAACUGGUGGAGAAGAGCGGACCGUCACACGACCCUCAAUUCGUUUAUAACGUAUUGAUUGACCAGAGAGAAUACCCAAAUGGUUUGGGUAAGACAACCAAGCAGGCCAAACAACAAGCUGCUCAGUUAGCAUGGUCUGCUCUUCAAGAACAGUCUGACUGGAACAGCCAGGUGUCUUGCAGAUCAACAGUUUCAGAAGAUGGAGGACUAUCCUCUAUACCCCCCUCCAGUACAUGGGAAUCCCAGGAUGCAACACCAUCAUCCUUGAGUAUUCCAGGAAGUACCAGUGAGUCCAUCAUAUUCGCAGACUCUGUUAACGUCAGCUCCCCCAAGCAGGUUGAAAGCCCUGUAAAUGUGAAGCCUAAAAUAAGACUAGCACCUAACUUCCUGCUGUCACCGGUCAAGACCAAACAGGAAGGUCCCGAUUUAAAAGGCAACAAUUUAGGAACCUUGUCAAGUGGAAGGACAUCCAACCAACCAAUCAGAUCUAGGUUUUUAGCAGAGUUUGAUUCAAUAGAGAAGAUUGGCAAAGGAGGCUUUGGCAACGUCUAUAAGGCGCGACGGGAACUGGAGCAGAAAUAUUUUGCGGUGAAGAUAGUACUGAGUAAAGAGAAAGCUAAGCGGGAGGUUGGUGCCUUAGCAGAUCUUCAGCACCCCAACAUAGUACGCUACUACACCUCCUGGCUGGAGGACACCGCGUACCGAUGCGACACCAACUCUGAGAGCGACACCACUUCAGAGUAACAUUAUUACCACUUUCCCUGUCCCAUUGCACUAUGGGAGAUGUUAUUUGAAUAAUGCCAUUUUACAUGUUAGUGUUACGUUCCCCAAUAAUGUCAUUCAAACAGAAGGGGGAACUAACAAAGAGUCACUGACAACAAAUGAAAUGAAACAGGUUGGGGUUUUAGGAGAGGUUUUG
Molecule: messenger RNA, 2100 nt
Organism: Oncorhynchus keta (chum salmon)
Lineage: Eukaryota; Metazoa; Chordata; Actinopteri; Salmoniformes; Salmonidae
Gene: eif2ak2
Product: eukaryotic translation initiation factor 2-alpha kinase 2
Exons: 15
Coding region: 168-1925 (585 amino acids)
Biological process (GO): protein phosphorylation; RNA processing; adenosine to inosine editing
Cellular component (GO): nucleolus; cytoplasm
Molecular function (GO): ATP binding; double-stranded RNA adenosine deaminase activity; double-stranded RNA binding
Source: RefSeq, a predicted model, not a curated record